UGGGUGUGAGCGUGCUUGAGAGAGGGAGAAAAAGAAACAAACAGAACGCUAGCCGGUAUCUCAGGCGUUGUUGCCCAAACAGCCCCCGCGCGGAGCUCUCUUUGUAGUCCAGCGUUCGAAUCAAGCGCACACUUUUGUGGUACAAGUAAGGCGUCCACGGAAACCGAGAGCUCUCAUCAACACGCCGACAGCGGCAAGCAGCACACACCACACAGCGGCGCUUUAUUGCCCCGCCGCGCAGCACCAUGCUCUCGGGAAUGAGAGUGACAAAGGUUGGGAGUACCACCCUCCGAAGAAGCGCUGGCGUUGUUAGACCAAGGCAUGCUGCUGCCGCCGCUGCCGGCGAAUUGCACUCGUCGCAGCCAACACCGCUACUGCUGGCGGCGACAGCAGGCGCAACAACAACACCAACAACAACCCGACGAGCAUUCUCGGCGGCGCGCGCGGCUUUGCCGAAAGCGUCGGAGCUUCCGUCGUACGUGCUGAACUGCCCGGAGACGCAGGUCACGACUCUCCCCAACGGGCUGAGGGUAGCAUCCGAGACUAGCCAUGGGGCGACCGCAUCUGUGGGCGUGUGGAUCGAUGCCGGCAGCCGGUACGAGACGCUGGAGAACAACGGGGUGGCCCACUUCCUGGAGCACGUGGCCUUCAAGGGCACCCGCAAGCGCACGCAGACGCAGCUCGAGACGGAGAUCGAGGACAUGGGGGCGCACCUCAACGCCUACACCUCAAGGGAACAAACGGUGUACUACGCUAAGGUGUUUAAGGAGGAUCUGGGGCGCGGGCUCGAAAUCUUGAGCGACAUCUUGAUGAACAGCCUGAUCGACGAGGGCGCCGUGCACAGAGAGAGGGACGUCAUCCUCCGGGAGAUGGAGGAGGUUAACAAGCAGCAGGAAGAGGUGAUCCUGGACAAUCUGCACGAGGUCUGCUUCGAGAAGUGCGGCCUCGGUCGCACGAUCCUAGGCCCCGCAGAGAACAUCCGCAGCCUCAGCAAGCAGCAGCUGCACGACUACAUCACGACGCACUACACGGCGCCUCGCAUGGUGGUGGUCGGAGCCGGAGCCCUGGAGCACGAGGAGCUGGUCGAGAUGGCCGACCGGUGCUUCGGUAAUCUUCCGCGGGAUCCCCCGCAGGGGUCCAUCGUGACGCCGGACCCCGCCGUGUUCUCCGGAGCGGACAAGCGGGUGCUCAACGCCAAGGAGUCGGAGGCCUACCUGGCCCUCGCCUUCCAGGGAUCCUCCUGGACCGACGAGCACGCCUUCCCGCUCAUGAUAAUGCAGACCAUCAUGGGGGGCUGGGACCGCAGCAGCGGGGCGAACGUGGUUCCCCCCCUCGGGCAGGCGCUGGCGAUGUCGCCGAGGGAGAUAUGCCACUCGUACACCACGUUCAACACCUGCUACAACGACACGGGCCUGUUCGGUAUCUACGCCAUCGCCCAACCCGAGCAUUUGGAGGAGCUGACCGGGCUUGUGUUGGAGCACAUGGUGCGGAUGUGCCAGCACGUGGGAGACGAGGAGGUGGAGCGGGCGAAAACCCAGCUCAAGACCAACAUGCUGAUGCAGCUCGACUCUUUCGCGGCCACGAUAGAGGAGAUAGGGCGCCACAUGCUCACGUACGGCAGAAGAAUGCCGGCGGCGGAGGUGUUCGCGCGCAUCGACGCGAUCGAGGCGGAGGACGUUCGGGUCUGCGCCAACAGGUUCGUGAACGACGAAGACCAUGCUAUGGCCGCGCUUGGACCGGUUGGGGGCUUGCCAGACUACGACUGGGUUCGUAACCGCACAAUCUUGCGCCAGUAGAGAAACAAGAACUAGAGCAUGAUUCUCUCCCGGAGAAUUUGAGGUCGUCGGCCCCGCGGCCUGACGUCCUUGUUUUGGGGACGCUCUUUUUUUUUUGUUGGGUUCGAUCGUUCCGCGCAUUUUUUGUGCG
Molecule: messenger RNA, 1926 nt
Organism: Ectocarpus siliculosus
Lineage: Eukaryota; Phaeophyceae; Ectocarpales; Ectocarpaceae
Source: the annotation of a GenBank genome assembly